Lynx canadensis (Canada lynx) is the source of this 3024-nucleotide messenger RNA. RefSeq lists its product as uncharacterized. The record is from RefSeq and is a predicted model, not a curated record. The coding region runs from base 180 to 2264 and encodes 694 amino acids. The transcript has a single exon. Gene Ontology annotation, biological process: DNA integration. Lineage: Eukaryota; Metazoa; Chordata; Mammalia; Carnivora; Felidae. Gene Ontology annotation, molecular function: RNA-DNA hybrid ribonuclease activity; RNA stem-loop binding.
UGUCGGCGCCAGCCUUAGGGCUCCCCGAUGUCUCCAAACCCUUUCAUCUCUUCGUAGAUGAAAAUAAGGGGGUAGCCAAAGCAGUGCUGACGCAACUCCUUGGCCCAUGGCCCAGGCCCGUUGCCUAUCUUUCAAAAAGACUAGACCCAGUAGCGGCUGGCUGGCCCCCUUGCCUCCGUAUGAUCGCUGCUACAGCUCUAAUGGUAAAGGAUGCUGAUAAGUUAACUAUGGGACAAGAGUUACAUGUUACAACCCCUCAUGCCAUCGAGGGAGUCCUCAAACAACCUCCUGACCGAUGGAUAAGUAACGCCCGACUGGUUCACUACCAGGGACUAUUAUUAAAUCCCCUCAGAAUCAUUUAUGCUCCCCCCCGAAUACUAAACCCUGCCUCCCUGUUACCAGACCCGGACUUAGACACCCCCCUCCAUGACUGCGCUGAGAUAUUGGCACAGGUUCAUGGAGUUUGGGAAGAUUUACAGGAUGACCCUCUACCAGACGCCGAGGUUACCUGGUGCACUGACGGCAGCAGCUUUGUACAUCAGGGUCAAAGGUACGCGGGGGCAGCAGUCACAACUGAAACUGAGACUGUUUGGGCAGAGCCUUUGCCAGCUGGCACCUCUGCCCAACGGGCUGAACUUGUGGCCUUAACCAAGGCACUGACUUUGGGAAAAGACAAGAGACUAAACGUGUAUACCGAUAGCAGAUAUGCUUUUGCUACGGCCCACAUACAUGGAGCUAUAUACAGAGAGAGGGGACUGUUAACUGCAGAGGGGAAAACUAUCAAAAACAAAGAAGAAAUAUUGGCUCUUUUAAAGGCACUCUGGCUGCCUGAACGACUAGCCAUCAUACAUUGCCCAGGCCACCAAAAACCGAUCACACCGGUGGCCAGAGGAAAUACUUUGGCUGACCAGGUGGCCCGAGAGGCGGCCUUACAGGUGGACUGUGCUUUAAUGACCACCCUACCAGACCCCGGUUCAGCUAGUUUACCAGAAAAUCCCGCCUACACUAAAGAAGACCUAAACUGGAUCCAAAAAUUGCCUUUGGCUCAGUGCCUCAACGGAUGGUGGAGAGCAGCAGACUGUAGCAUAAUCCUCCCAGAAGAAAUGGGAAAUAAACUCUUAUCCAAGAUGCACCGAGCCACUCAUAUGGGCACAAGAAAAAUGCAAGACUUAAUGAGACAUGCUAGGAUCACCAUUAAAGACUCCAGGACAAAAAUUGAACAGAUAGUUGCUAGCUGUAAAGCUUGCCAACUAACUAACGCUACCAACCACGGGAAAAACCCUGGCUCCAGGACCCGCGGAACCAGGCCGGGAGCCUAUUGGGAAGUAGACUUCACCGAGGUAAAGCCUGGAAAAUAUGGAUAUAAAUAUUUGUUAGUGUUUAUAGAUACCUUUUCAGGAUGCACAGAGGCCUUCCCCACCAAGCAUGAGACUGCGCAGGUAGUAGCAAAGAAAAUGUUAGAAGACAUCAUGCCCAGGUACGGAUUCCCUACCCUAAUAGGAUCAGACAACGGACCAGCAUUCAUUUCAAAGGUAAUACAAGGGAUAGCGCAGUUUAUUGGGGCCGAUUGGAAACUACAUUGUGCAUAUAGACCCCAAAGCUCAGGACAGGUAGAAAGAAUAAAUAGAACUCUAAAAGAGACCUUAACUAAAUUGACCAUGGAGACUGGCGCUAACUGGGUAGUCUUACUCCCCUACGCUCUGUUCAGGGUGCGAAACUCCCCCUACAAACUGGGAUUAACCCCCUUUGAAAUCAUGUAUGGAGUACCCCCUCCUAUAAUUCCCAACCUACAGUCUAAUGUGUUAACUGAAUUUGAUGAUCAUAAACUUCUUAUUUCCCUGAGGGAACUCCAGCGCACCCACCAGGAAGUUUGGCCCAGACUGAGAGCCAUUUAUGAGACCGGGCCCCCUCCUGAGCCGCAUCACUACCGACCCGGAGACCGGGUAUAUGUGCGGAGACAUAAGCAAGAGACCCUCCAACCACGGUGGGAGGGACCCUACGUUGUGAUCCUCACUACACCCACCGCUCUCAAGGUCAACGGGAUCGCCACCUGGAUCCAUUACACCCACGCCCGACCAGCUGAUCCGUUUGCGGUUCGAGAAGACUUCGUGCCAGAAGCCAACACCGCCUGGACGGUUGACCAGAGUAAGAGCCAUCCUUUAAAAUUGACUCUGUGUCAAAAACCUGACCCCAAAAACCGGCGAAGACCAGAGGCCCAGGUGUCCCAUACCAAGACAGUUGCAGCAACUCAGGACCCACAAUGAUCGAAGGAACACUCACUAGCGUGCUCCUGCUCACCUCCUACGGACUGAUAAGUGUUGCGGGCAACCCUCACAUACCCUAUACUUUAACUUGGGAGGUUUCUAAUUGGGAAACCCAUGAAGUCUAUAAUACUACCACAAAGACAGAUGUUCCCUUAAAUACCUGGUGGCCUGAUCUCUAUUUUAAUUUAGAACAGAUGGCUAAGUCAGUCGGACUAGACCACGGAAGGGGAAAGGAAACAAGAAAUUUCUUAAGCGAAACAGGGUUUUAUGCAUGCCCUGGGUUUGGACAGAAUGCUCGCACCACAUGUGGGGGAGUUCUCAACUACUACUGUAGGUCCUGGAGUUGUGUCACCGCCAAUGACGGUAAAUCAAAAUGGACGGUAACACCUCUUUACAUCGACAUGUCAUUUGUCAGGCCCUGUGACAUAGGUUUUUCCGGCCGAGGAUAUUACUCAGAAAAUUGUAACCUUGUUCGUAUCAAAUUUCUAGAAGAUGGAAAAAAAGAAACUAGAUGGACCACUGGGCUUAGUUGGGGAAUCUAUUUGUAUCGGGGACCACCCUACUAUGCAACUGUUAUUCAGAUAAAACUAAAGGUAGAACCCAAGGUUCCACCAACCCUAGUAGGGCCAAACCAAUCAGUAGGGCCCACAAGUAAGCCUAAUACUACCCCGCGGUCCACAAAUAAGGGUACUAAUUCUCCGGCCACUCAGGUGGUCACUGUAACCAGGACUACUCCAAAAAAACCCCAAAAAAUCCAAAC